Molecule: messenger RNA, 1134 nt
Organism: Lineus longissimus
Lineage: Eukaryota; Metazoa; Nemertea; Pilidiophora; Heteronemertea; Lineidae
Exons: 4
Coding region: 85-1122 (345 amino acids)
Source: RefSeq, a predicted model, not a curated record
UUCAAUGGUGCCAGUCGAUAUCAGACGAAAAACACGGACAUCUCGUCUCUGACCAAUACGAAGAGACUCUGGUGGUACGAAAAGAUGAAAGCUUGGAAUUUAGGAUGGAUAGCUAUAACCAUUACUCUAAUGGCUGAACAGAGGCAAAUACAAGGAAAAUACUGCCUUAACCCACAACCGAUCGGUUUCUGGCCUCUUGAUAAAGAAUCAGGGUUCACGGACAUCAGCGGGUAUGAACACAAUGCAAGAGGAAGUGAUGUCACAUUAGCAACGGGGCCAAACGAGAUUGCCGACACUGCAUAUGAAUUUUACGGCCGGGAAACCUCUUUCCUGAAUAUCACUCGCACACCAAUGUUGGAUGUUGGUGUGAACGGUUCAUUUUCUUACUCGGCUUAUGUAUACUCAACCAAGACAACUGGAUGCCUAUUGGAGUGGGACCCUAUGGGUUCUGUCGGCACCCACGGCCUCAUGUUCUGGAUCUGGCCAAACUCAGAGUUCUUUAUUCAUAUCCCAGGCACAGGUACUGGCCCCCAUGGAACUGGAAGCAAUAUACCAGAAUUGGCAGUAACAUUGAACGAUUGGCAUUUUGUCGCCGCAAGUUACAACUAUCAGACUGGGCAGCUUAUAAUGAAAGUUGAUUCUUGGUUGUGGACUAAGAGCAAGAUAAAACGUCACGCUAAAACAGAUAGCUCCUUUCUCUGGAUUGGAAAGAGAACUCGUGAAAAAAGCAUUCCAGAGCAGAGUUGGUUUGAGGGCAGGAUGUCCUGCGUGAUGCUUUUCAAUCAAGCGUUGACGGAAGAUAACCUGGAGGAAUUGAGGACAUACUGCCUCGACAGGAAGGGAAGAAUCAGAAAGAUGGCAAACGAUUCAAUAGAAUAUGAGCCUUUCGAACACAAAGCCAGUGACAGAGCAAUCAAGCCAAGCCAUUUGUUCGCCAGCAAAGCAGACGUCACGUCCGAGAUCGAAUGUGCUAGACUUUGCAUCCAAAGUGACCCAUCCUGCAUCACCAUCAGCUACUCAGCUUCGACCUUCGAAUGCAAACUCAGCAAAAUCGGACAUGACUUUGGGGUAACAGAUGUAGCGAUGCUCGGCUCUGAUAUAUACCAAGUUGCUGGCUGUUAAGGGAAAUGCAAA